This is a messenger RNA of Prosopis cineraria, 3920 nucleotides long. RefSeq names its product probable pre-mRNA-splicing factor ATP-dependent RNA helicase DEAH5. Gene Ontology annotation, cellular component: intracellular anatomical structure; catalytic step 2 spliceosome. The transcript is spliced from 2 exons. NCBI's taxonomy places the organism in Eukaryota, Viridiplantae, Streptophyta, Magnoliopsida, Fabales, Fabaceae. Bases 228 to 3776 code for a protein of 1182 amino acids. The record is from RefSeq and is a predicted model, not a curated record. Gene Ontology annotation, molecular function: ATP binding; RNA helicase activity; RNA binding. Gene Ontology annotation, biological process: mRNA splicing, via spliceosome; spliceosomal complex disassembly.
AUCGUUGAGAUCCAAUUCGAACCGAUUUGGAGGAGCCAUUUUCUCUGCCCGCCGGACGAUCCGCUUGCCGCCGCCUGUCGUCAAUUUCGCCUGUUCGCCGAUUUGAUGCUUCUGCUGUGGCUAUAAACUUCUUUCUUCUUUCUCUGUGCCUAUCGUCACUUCUUCUUCUUCCCUUUGCUUCUCAUCAAAUCCUCUGGAAAUUUAGGGUACGCAAGAAAAUAUUCCCUAUGGCUAUCGAGGAAGAUGGACUGAAGAAGCUUGAGUACUUGUCUCUCGUUUCCAAGGUAUGCACUGAGCUAGAAUCCCACACCGGCACCGGCGAUAAAGUCCUCGCUGAGUUUAUUACAGAGUUGGGUCGGAAUUCUGAGAAUGUGGAGGAAUUUGAUGCCAAAUUAAAGGAGAAUGGAGCGGAGAUGCCGGAUUAUUUUGUCAAAACACUUCUGACUAUCAUACAUGCCAUUCUUCCUCCCAGGCCCAAGUCGGAGAAGGAAUCGAGUAAAGAUAGCGCCGCCGAUGGAAGCAAUACCAAGUUUAAGGCCCUAGCCAUUGCGGACGAUAGGAAUCGAGCAAAAGAACUCGAGAAGGAAUUAGAGAUGGAGGCUAGACAAAACCAUGGAGAGAGGGAACGGGAAGACGAGGAUAAAUACAGAAGUAGAGACAGAGAUAGGAGAGACAGGCGUAGGGAUAGGUACGAAAGAGAGGAGAGGCAUAGAGAAAGAGACAGAGACAGAGACUAUGAAUAUGAGGAUGAGAGAAGGGAUUACCGAAGUAACGGAAGACAUGGGGACAGACACGAGAGGCGUAGGAGAGAUGGGCAUGAAGAGAAUCGAUAUGGAAAGGAGAACGGUGAUGAAGAUAGAGACAGGAAAUCUCAUAGAGAUCGAAGGUACGGCUCUAAUGAACCAGAAUUGUAUAUGGUUUAUAAAGGUAGAGUGUCAAGGGUUAUGGAUACAGGAUGCUUUGUUCAGUUAGAUGAUUUUAGAGGAAAGGAGGGUUUAGUACACGUUUCCCAGAUGGCAACACGAAGAAUUAGUAAUGCUAAGGACGUUGUGAAGAGGGACCAGGAGGUUUACGUGAAGCUAAUAUCAAUUUCUGGUCAGAAGUUGAGUCUGUCAAUGAGAGAUGUUGAUCAGCACACUGGGAAGGAUCUUCUUCCUUUGAAGAAGAGCUCGGAUGAUGAUGCUUUCCGAAUGAAUCCUCAAGAUUCAAAGGAGGGACCAGUAACCAGGACAGGUCUUUCGGGGAUAAAGAUUGUGGAAGAGGAUGAUUAUGUUGGUUCUUCACGCAGACCUUUAAAGAGAAUGAGCUCUCCUGAGAAAUGGGAAGCAAAGCAGUUAAUUGCUUCAGGUGUUUUAAGUGUUACAGAGUAUCCAACUUAUGAUGAGGAGGGAGAUGGAGUGCUAUACCAAGAGGAAGGAGCCGAAGAAGAACUUGAGAUCGAAAUGAAUGAGGACGAACCUGCUUUUCUGCAUGGGCAGAGUAGGUAUUCAAUGGACAUGUCACCUGUUAAGAUCUUCAAGAAUCCUGAAGGUUCCCUAAGUCGUGCUGCUGCCCUACAGUCUGCACUUAUAAAGGAGCGCAGAGAAGUACGAGAACAACAACAACGCACAAUGCUUGAUUCUAUUCCGAAGGAUCUCAAUCGUCCUUGGGAAGACCCCAUGCCAGAGUCAGGUGAACGACAUCUGGCACAGGAGCUUAGGGGUGUUGGUUUAUCAGCCUAUGACAUGCCUGAAUGGAAGAAGGAUGCUUAUGGGAAGACCAUCACUUUUGGACAAAGAUCAAAGCUCUCCAUUCAGGAACAGAGGCAGAGCCUACCAAUCUACAAAUUAAAGAAAGAGCUGAUUCAAGCUGUGCAUGACAAUCAGGUUCUGGUGGUGAUUGGUGAGACAGGUUCAGGUAAAACAACUCAAGUCACACAGUAUCUCGCUGAAGCUGGUUACACUACAAGAGGUAAAAUUGGAUGCACUCAGCCUCGUAGGGUGGCUGCUAUGUCAGUGGCAAAACGAGUUGCUGAAGAGUUUGGUUGUCGAUUAGGUGAGGAAGUUGGUUAUGCCAUUCGAUUUGAGGAUUGCACUGGACCAGAUACUGUGAUCAAGUACAUGACAGAUGGCAUGCUUCUUAGGGAAAUAUUGGUUGACGAGAGUCUGUCACAAUAUUCUGUUAUAAUGCUUGAUGAAGCUCAUGAAAGAACUAUUCAUACUGAUGUUCUUUUUGGACUAUUGAAGCAGCUGGUGAAACGUAGACCUGACUUGCGAUUGAUUGUCACAUCAGCUACACUAGAUGCUGAGAAAUUUUCAGGGCAUUUCUUUAACUGUAACAUUUUUACAAUUCCUGGGAGGACUUUUCCUGUGGAGAUACUUUAUACCAAGCAACCAGAAAGUGAUUAUUUAGAUGCAGCCUUAAUCACUGUCCUACAGAUUCAUUUGACGGAACCAGAAGGAGACGUCCUUCUCUUCUUGACUGGUCAAGAGGAAAUUGAUUUUGCAUGUCAGUCUCUUUACGAGAGAAUGAAAGGAUUAGGUAAGAAUGUUCCUGAAUUGAUUAUUCUGCCUGUCUAUAGCGCUCUUCCUAGUGAAAUGCAGUCUAGGAUAUUUGAUCCCGCGCCCCCAGGCAAAAGAAAAGUGGUUGUGGCAACUAAUAUUGCUGAGGCUUCUUUGACAAUUGAUGGUAUUUUUUAUGUAAUUGACCCUGGAUUUGCUAAGCAAAAUGUAUACAACCCAAAACAAGGACUUGAUUCUUUGGUGAUAACUCCAAUUUCACAAGCAUCAGCCAAACAAAGAGCUGGGCGUGCAGGGCGUACUGGGCCUGGUAAAUGUUACCGCCUCUAUACUGAGGCAGCAUAUAGAAAUGAGAUGUCUCCUACUACUAUUCCAGAAAUUCAAAGGAUAAAUCUUGGGACAACUACUCUUACGAUGAAAGCUAUGGGUAUAAAUGAUCUUCUGUCCUUUGAUUUUAUGGAUCCUCCUUCACCCCAGGCUCUCAUUUCAGCCAUGGAACAGCUGUAUAGCCUUGGGGCACUGGAUGAAGAGGGCCUUUUAACUAAAUUAGGAAGGAAAAUGGCAGAAUUUCCUCUAGAUCCACCAUUGUCCAAGAUGCUACUUGCCAGUGUGGACCUUGGUUGUAGUGAUGAGAUACUGACCAUAAUUGCCAUGAUUCAAACUGGCAAUAUUUUUUACAGGCCUAGGGAAAAACAAGCCCAAGCUGAUCAGAAGAGGGCAAAGUUUUUCCAGCCUGAGGGUGACCAUCUUACUCUACUUGCUGUGUAUGAGGCUUGGAAAGCUAAAAAUUUUUCUGGACCCUGGUGUUUUGAGAAUUUUGUUCAAUCUCGAUCUUUGAGAAGGGCACAGGACGUCAGGAAACAGCUUCUCACCAUUAUGGAUAAGUACAAAUUAGAUGUUGUAAGUGCUGGAAAAAACUUCACUAAGAUCAGGAAGGCUAUUACUGCGGGAUUUUUCUUUCAUGCGGCUAGAAAGGACCCUCAAGAAGGUUACAGAACCCUCGUCGAGAACCAGCCUGUAUAUAUUCAUCCCAGUUCAGCUUUGUUCCAGAGACAGCCAGAUUGGGUCAUCUACCAUGAGCUUGUGAUGACAACAAAAGAAUAUAUGCGUGAGGUCACUGUCAUAGAUCCCAAAUGGCUAGUUGAAUUGGCUCCAAGAUUCUUCAAAGUGGCAGAUCCUACAAAAAUGAGCAAGCGGAAGAGACAAGAGCGUAUAGAGCCACUUUAUGACAGAUACCAUGAGCCAAACUCGUGGCGUUUGAGCAAACGCCGUGCUUGAUUUAUUUCUUUUCUUUUUCUUUCAGAAGCUAUAUCUAGGGUGCAAUCUGAUGCUGCAUCUUGUUUAAAAUGUAAUUACAUGAUAAUUUUGAAUGUAUUAGUAGGGAAUCUUAGCUGGUAAUGACAUAUUUUAGACUUUAUUUCA